This is a messenger RNA of Saccharomycodes ludwigii, 1962 nucleotides long. It is a transcript of the gene PRP28, whose product is annotated as mRNA splicing protein PRP28. The transcript has a single exon. The record is from RefSeq and is a predicted model, not a curated record. Lineage: Eukaryota; Fungi; Ascomycota; Saccharomycetes; Saccharomycodales; Saccharomycodaceae. Gene Ontology annotation, molecular function: nucleic acid binding; ATP binding. Bases 1 to 1962 code for a protein of 653 amino acids.
AUGGCUCCAAAGAAAGUUGCUAUCAAACAUAGUAAUAACAAUAAUACUAAUAGACCCUUGGAUAUUAACGAUAUUUUAUCGAAAAACAAAAGUUUUGUUAUUCAAAACACAAAUGAUUUAAAUUUUAUAAAACCCAGGCUACUAAGCAAGAAAGAAAGAACUAAUUUACCAGUCAAUAACAAUAAGGUUAAAACUAACAAUAAAGUACACAAAAUAACUAAAUCAAAGAAAAAUCACUCCAAUGAAAAUAAACAAAUUAUUGAAAAUGACAAAAACACUUCUCAGCUUCUUGAUAAUAAUAGCAUUGAAGGGGUGGAUACCACUUCCAUUAAUAGCAUUAAAUACACAAAAAAGAAACAAUUCCAGUUUGAUUGGUCGUUAAAUGAUGAUACCUCUAGAGAAGUUGACCCUAUAAUUCCAAAAAGCUUGAAGAUUAAUCCAUUGAAAAACACUUUUUCCAAUAAUACAAUUAACAUUUCAAAUAAGGGAAACGUACAGUCACAACAUUCAACAUUGAAUAAUAACAAAAAUAAUAACAAAAAUAAUAACUACCAACACUAUCUUGAUAAACCUAUUAAAGAAAUGACCAAAAGAGAUUGGUCUUUGUUUAAAAGAGAAAAUAAUAUAACCACUUAUAAAUCAGAUAUCGAUCCAAUAAGAAAUUGGUCAGAUUACAAUUUAAUUCCAAGAGAUAUUUUAACAAGAUUAACAAUUGAUCUAGGAUAUGGAAAACCAACACCUAUACAAAUGUGUAGUUUACCCAAUAUAUUAAUGAAAAACCAAGACUUUCUUGGUGUAGCCAAGACAGGUAGUGGUAAGACUUUAGCUUAUCUAAUACCAAUUUUUAUCAAAUUAUUGAAGACCCCAUCAGUGCACAAUAAGUUUAGAGGUUUAAUUUUAGUACCAACAAGAGAACUAGCUCAACAAAUAGAAGUAGAAGGGAAUAAAUUUGGAGUUUGCAAUUUAAAGUCUAUUGUGGGUGGUCAUUCGCUAGAACAAAUUAAUAGAGAUUUGAGUCUGGAUAUUGAUCAUAACAAAGAAUUUGUCUUAAUUGCCACUCCAGGUAGAUUGAUUGAUUGCUUAGAUAUGGGUAUUGUUGAUUUAAAAUACUUGGAAAUCUUGGUAUUAGAUGAGGCAGAUCGAAUGAUAGAUUUAGGUUUUGAAGAACAGUUGGAUACAAUUUACAAUAUCAUACAGAAAACUAGGGUUGCCACUUACAAUAAUAACAAUUUACAAAUCCUAAUGUUUACAGCUACAUUAAACGGUACAAAUAUCAGUAAAUUAGCCGAAAGCAAGUUGAAGAAUCCAAUCAUCAUUAAACUAACCAGUUCCUCUGAUAAGCCCAAUAUAUCUCAAUUUUUCAGGUAUUGUCCUCGGUAUGAUAAUAAAUCAGGUACUGGGAAUCAAUAUUUAUCCGAUAAGUACAAGUUUGACACUCUAUACAACGAAAUAUUGCCCCAUUACAAUUAUCCCAUUAUAAUAUUUGUUAAUUACAAAAAAACUGCAGACUGGUUACUUCAACAGUUUGAAGCAAAAGAGGAACACCACAGCCAUUGCUAUAGAGUAGGGACAAUACAUGGUUCAAAGUCACAAGAUCAAAGAGAGAGAACUUUACAAAAAUUUAGAACAGGUGAACUGCAUAUAUUGAUUGCAACUGAUGUUGCAGCCAGAGGAUUAGACAUCCCUAACGUCUCCCUAGUAAUUAAUUAUCAAAUGUGCAGGAAACUAGAUGAAUAUAUACAUAGAAUCGGCCGAACUGCAAGAAGUGGUCAAUCAGGUGUUUCAGUAACAUUUGUCAAUGAGACCGAGGAUGGCCAAGUAAUGCCCUUAUUAUUUAAAUUUUUAAAAAAAAAUUAUCCAUUAAACUCUAUAAACUAUGAUAAAAACGUGGAAAUAAAAUUUGAUUUGAAGGAUUAUAAAAAUAGGGGUGCGAAUAACAAUAAAAAUAUGAUCUUCUAUUGA